AUGGUGACUAGAUUAUUACUAUCCCGAUUGAAAAACAUUCCUGAAAGAAGAAAAUCUCUCAAAAACUUUGAGGGCAAAGGAAAAUUACACAGUUGUAAUUUUUGUGGAGCGUCCUUCCUCCAAGGAGAUGAAUGGAGUAAACACUUGAAAACACACCAAACGACAGUUUUAACCAAAUUAUUUCUCUCUACUAAAUUAAAGAAUCUUGUUGAUCGCAGACUAUUAGAGAAAGAUGAGAACUGCGAUUCUUUUCGUAAACUGCUGUACGUAAAUUUAUCUGACGCCGUUUUUACAACUAAAUCUUUUGCAACAGUAAAGGCUUAUGCCAAGAAAACUAAAAACGGUAAAAGUAUGAAUGAUGUUAAAGCUCAUGUCAAUUCAAAAAGGGUUAGUUGUAAAAUAUGUAAGAAGACGUACUCUUCACGUAAGGGUCUGAAUGCACACAUGGAAGUACAUGCCAAAGAAAAGAAAUUUAAAUGUGACCUGUGCGAUCGAACUUUUACGUAUGAAAGUUAUCUUAAAAAACACGCAGUUCUUCAUUCUAAGGAGAAAAAGUUCGAAUGUAAUAUAUGCUUUAAACGAUUUAGUUUAAAGGAAUAUUUACGCACUCAUCUAAUUCUACAUACAGGCGAAAAGAAAGUUAAAUGUCCCGUCUGUAGUAAAGCAUUUGCUUAUAAAAAUAAUGUGAAAAGGCAUUUGAAAACCCACGAGAAGAAUUUUACCUGUCACUUGUGCUCUAAACGUUUUAGUGAAAAAAGACAUCUGGUUCGGCAUCUGGUUGUGCAUAGUGUUUCUCGCCCUGAUAAUACUAAGUGUAUGAUAUGCUCCAAGGAGUUCUCGAAUAACGAACAAUUAAAAGAGCACUUUGACAGUUUACACGGAGCAAAACAAUUUAAAUGUGACAUUUGUCCUGCUGCAUUUGCAACAAAGACAAACUUGGGUUAUCAUUUAGCGUGGCAUAAGGGAGAAAAAACACAUCAAUGUAAUAUCUGCAAGAAAGCCUUUCAAUUUAGACACAUGUUGAAAUCACAUUUAUUAAUACAUAAAGGCCAAGAACCUUUUAAAUGUUCAUAUUGUUCAAAAGCCUUUACUCAUUCUGGAAGUUUAAAACUGCAUGAAAAAAUUCACACGGGCGAGAAAGUCUAUUGUAAAGUUUGUAACAAAGGCUUCACACAACCUUCCAACUUAUACGAGCACCACAGAAUAGUUCACGAGAAGAGAAAAGAUUAUCAAUGUACGAUUUGUUCAAAAGCCUUUCCUCAGAAAAAGAAUCUUCAAUACCAUAUAUUAACGCAUACUGGGGAGAGACCCCACAAAUGUGACAUAUGUUCACGUUCGUUUGUGACCAAAAGUUCUUUGGUAGGGCAUAUUUCUAGUAUACAUGAGAAGAGGAAACAUAAAUGUGACAAAUGUUCAAAAGAGCUAAGUUCUCGUUCAAGUCUAAUUCGGCAUAUGUACUCGCAUUUUAAGAAUAGACCUCACAAGUGCAGAUUGAAAAACAUACCUGAAAGAAGAAAAUAUCACAAAAACUUUCAUGGCCAAGGAAAAUUACACAGUUGUAAUUUUUGUGGAGCGUCCUUCCUCCAAGAAGAUGAAUGGAGUAAACACUUAAAAACACACCAAACGACAGUUUUAACUAAAUUAUCUCUCUCUACUAAAUUAAAGAAUCUUGUUGAUCACGGACUAUUAGAGAAACACGGUAACUGCGAGUCUUUUCGUAAACUGUUGUACGUAAAUUUAUCUGACGCCAUUUUUACAACUAAAUCUUUUGCAACAGUAAAGGCUUAUACCAAGAAAACUAAACGUGGUAAAAGUGUGAAUUAUCUUAAAGCUCAUGUCAAUUCAAAAAGAGUUAGUUGUAAAAUAUGUAAGAAGAUGUACUCUUCACCCAAAGCUCUGAAUACACACAUGGAAGUACAUGCUAAAGAAAAGAAAUUUAAAUGUGACUUGUGCGAUCGAACUUUUACAUAUAAAUGUAAUCUUAACAGCCACGCAGUUCUUCAUUCCAAGGAGAAAAAUUUUGAAUGUAAUAUAUGCCUUAAACGAUUUAGUUUAAAGCGAUAUUUAAGCAUCCAUCUAAUUCUACAUACAGGCGAAAAGAAAGUUAAAUGCCCCGUCUGUAGUAAAGCAUUUGCUUAUAAAAUUAAUAUGAAAAGUCAUUUGAAAACCCACGAGAAGAAUUUUACUUGCCACUUGUGCUCUAAACGUUUUAGUGUUAAAAAAUAUCUGGUUCGGCAUUUGGUUGUGCAUAGUGUUUCUCGUCCUGAUAAUACUAAGUGUAUGAUAUGCUCCAAGGAAUUCUCGAAUAACGAACAAUUAAAAGAGCACUUUGACAGUUUACACGGAGCAAAACAAUUUAAAUGUGACAUUUGUCCUGCUGCAUUUGCAACAAAGACAAACUUGGGUUAUCAUUUAGCGUUUCAUAAGGGAGAAAAAACACAUAAAUGUAAUAUCUGCAUGAAAGCCUUUCAAUUUAGACGCAUGUUGAAAUCACAUUUAGCAACACACACAGGCCAAGAACCUUUUAAAUGUUCAUAUUGUUCAAAAGGCUUUAUUCUUGCUCAAAGUUUAAAAAUGCAUGAGAGAAUUCACACGGGUGAGAAGGUCUACUGUAAAGUUUGUAACAAAGGCUUCACACAACCUUCCCACUUAUAUGACCACCACAGAGUAGUUCACGAGAAGAGAAAAGAUUAUCAAUGUACGAUUUGCUCAAAAGCCUUUCCUCAGAAAAAGAGUCUUCAAUACCAUAUAUUAACGCAUACUGGGGAGAGACCCCACAAAUGUGACAUAUGUUCACGUUCGUUUGUGACCAAAAGUGCUUUGGUAGGGCAUAUUUCUAAUAUACAUGAGAAGAAGAAACAUAAAUGUGACAAAUGUUCAAAAGAGCUAAGUUCUCGUUCAAGUCUAGUUAAGCAUAUGUUCUUGCAUUCUGAUAUUAGACCUCACAAGUGCAGAUUGAAAAACAUACCUGAAAGAAGAAAAUAUCUCAAAAACUUUGAGGGCAAAGGAAAAUUACACAGUUGUAAUUUUUGUGGAGCGUCCUUCCUCAAAGAAGAUGAAUGGAGUAAACACUUGAAAACACACCAAACGAAAGUUUCAACUCAAUUAUCUCUCUCUACUAAGUUAAAGAAUCUUGUUGAUCACAGACUGUUAGAGAAACAUAGCAACUGCGAUUAUUUUCGUAAACUGUUGUAUGUAAAUUUAUCUGACGCCAUUUUUACACCGAAAUCAUUUGCAACAGUAAAGGCUUAUGCCAAGAAAACUAAAAAUGGUAAAAGUGUGAAUUAUCUUAAAGCUCAUGUCAAUUCAAAAAGGGUUAGUUGUAAAAUAUGUAAAAAGAAGUACUCUUCACCUAAGGGUCUGAAGGUACACAUGGAAGUACAUGCUAAAGAAAAGAAAUUUAAAUGUGACUUGUGCGAUCGAACUUUUACAUAUAAAAGUAAUCUUACAAAACACGCAGUUCUUCAUUCCAAAGAGAAAAAUUUCGAAUGCAACAUAUGCUUUAAACGAUUUAGUUUAAAGGGAUAUUUACGCACUCAUCUAAUUCUACAUACAGGUGAAAAGAAAGUUAAAUGUCCUGUCUGUAGUAAAGCAUUUGUUUAUAAAAAUAAUAUGAAAAGUCAUUUGAAAACCCACGAGAAGAAUUUUACCUGUCAAGUGUGCUCUAAACGUUUUAGUGAAAAAAGACAUCUGGUUCGGCAUCUGGUUGUGCAUAGUGUUUCUCGCCCUGAUAAUACUAAGUGUAUGAUAUGCUCCAAGGAGUUCUCGAAUAACGAACAAUUGAAAGAGCACUUUGACAGUUUACACGGAGCAAAACAAUUUAAAUGUGACAUUUGUCCUGCUGCAUUUGCAACAAAGACAAACUUGGGUUAUCAUUUAGCGUGGCAUAAGGGAGAAAAAACACAUCAAUGUAAUAUCUGCAUGAAAGCCUUUCAAUUUAGACACAUGUUGAAAUCACAUUUGACAACACACACAGGCCAAGAACCUUUUAAGUGUUCAUAUUGUUCGAAAGGCUUUAUUUUUGCUCAAAGUUUAAAAAUGCAUGUGAGAAUUCACACGAGUGAAAAAGUCUACUGUAAAGUUUGUAACAAAGGCUUCACACAGAUUUCCCAAUUAAACAGGCACCGCAGAGAAGUUCACGAGAAGAGAAAAGAUUAUCAAUGUUCGAUUUGCUCAAAAGCCUUUCCUCAGAAAAAGACUCUUCAAUGCCAUAUAUUAACGCAUACUGGGGAGAGACCCCACAAAUGUGACAUAUGUUUAAGUACGUUUGUGACCAAAAGUGCUUUGGUAGGGCAUAUUUCUAAUAUACAUGAGAAAAAGAAACAUAAAUGUGACAAAUGUUCAAAAGAGCUAAGUUCUCGUUCGAAUCUAGUUCAGCAUAUGUUCUUGCAUUCUGAGAAUAGACCUCACAAGUGCAGAUUGAAAAACAUUACUGAAAGAAGAGAAUGUCCCAAGAACUUUAGUGGCAAAGGAAAAUUACACAAUUGUAAUUUUUGUGGAGCAUCGUUCGUUCGAGAAGAUGAAUGGAAUAAACACUUGAAAACACACCAAACGAAAGUUUUAAAUAAAUCAUCUUUCUCUACUAAAUUAAAGAAUCUUGUUGAUCACAGACUAUUAGAGAAACACGGUGACUGCGAUUCUUUUCGUAAACUGCUGUACGUAAAUUUAUCUGACGCCAUUUUUGCAACUAAACCUUUUGCGACAGUAAAGGCUUAUGUCAGGAAUACAAAAAGCGAGACUUUAGUGAGGCACACUUCACGUCCUCAUAACACUUAUAAGUGUUUGAUAUGCUUCGAGGAGUUUUCGAAUAAUACACAAUUGAAAGAGCACGUUAACAGUAUACACGGAGGAAAACAAUAUAAAUGUGACAUUUGUCCUGCUGUAUUUGAAUCUAACGCAAAAUUGGGUUAUCAUGUAGCAUGGCAUAAGGGAGAAAAAACGCAUCAAUGUAAUAUCUGCCUGAAAUCCUUCCAAUUUGGAUACCUCCUGAAAUCGCAUUUAAGAAUACAUACAGGCGAAGAACCUUUUAAAUGCUCAUAUUGUUCAAAAGCCUUUACUAGUGUUGGAAGUUUAAAAUCGCAUGAAAAAAUUCACACAGGUGAAAAAGUCUACUGUAAAGUUUGUAACAGAGGCUUCACACAAACUUCCGUAUUAAACAAGCACCACAGAGAAGUUCACGAGAAGAGAAAAGAUUAUCAAUGUACGAUUUGUUCAAAAGCCUUUCCUCAGAAAAAGAAUCUUCAAUACCAUAUAUUAACGCAUACUGGGGAGAGACCCCACAAAUGUGACAUAUGUUCACGUACGUUUGUGACCAAAAGUGCUAUGAUGUCACAUAUUUCCAAUGUACAUGAGAAGAAGAAACAUAAAUGUGACAAAUGUUCAAAAGAGUUGAGUUCUCAUACAGGUCUAGUUAGGCAUAUGCUCAUGCAUUCUGAAAAUAAACCUCACAAAUGCAGUUUGUGUCCGAAAUCGUAUGCUCAGAAAGUACUUCUGACCCAGCAUAUGUUAGCACAUACAGGAGAAAAAAACUUCAAAUGUUCUACAUGUUCUAAAUCAUUUAUCACCGUGUAUAAGUUAAGAAGACAUAUGAAUACACAUACGAAAACAAACAAAGAAACAGUAGGGGAAUAG
Molecule: messenger RNA, 5631 nt
Organism: Diabrotica virgifera virgifera (western corn rootworm)
Lineage: Eukaryota; Metazoa; Arthropoda; Insecta; Coleoptera; Chrysomelidae
Product: zinc finger protein 208-like
Exons: 6
Coding region: 1-5631 (1876 amino acids)
Biological process (GO): DNA repair; regulation of transcription by RNA polymerase II
Cellular component (GO): nucleus
Molecular function (GO): RNA polymerase II transcription regulatory region sequence-specific DNA binding; DNA-binding transcription factor activity, RNA polymerase II-specific
Source: RefSeq, a predicted model, not a curated record